Molecule: messenger RNA, 2368 nt
Organism: Limulus polyphemus (Atlantic horseshoe crab)
Lineage: Eukaryota; Metazoa; Arthropoda; Merostomata; Xiphosura; Limulidae
Product: amidophosphoribosyltransferase-like
Exons: 8
Coding region: 136-1623 (495 amino acids)
Biological process (GO): purine nucleobase biosynthetic process; purine nucleotide biosynthetic process
Molecular function (GO): amidophosphoribosyltransferase activity
Source: RefSeq, a predicted model, not a curated record
UUUGCAGCUUGAAUAUGAUAUACUAUUUUUCACGAGUUUUAAUGGUAAGAAAAAGAGGGAGAAGUACCGACGCCUAACGUUCAGGUCUUAGUGAGAGGGUAUCGCCGCAUAAGUGGAACCUGACAAUACCCUCAAAUGGAAGAGCUAGAUUGUUUACAGGAGGCUUGUGGUUUAUUCGCAUGUGUAGCCUGUGGAGAAUGGCCUACAAAUCUUGAUGUUGCACAUAUAAUUUACCUCGGUUUAGUGGCACUUCAACAUAGAGGACAAGAAAUGGCAGGUAUUGUCACCAGUAAAGGAGAAAAUAAGAAGAAGUAUGCUGUGCACAGAGGAGUGGGAAAUGUUAGCCAAGUCUUCAGUGAAGAUCACUUAAGGAACUUGCGUGGCAAUUUGGGAAUUGGUCACACGCGUUACUCUACCCACGGUGGGACCGAACACCAGAACGCUCAGCCUUUUGUAGUAUAUACUUUACAUGGAUUAUUAGCAGUAGCUCAUAAUGGUGAAUUGGUCAAUGCUAAAAAUCUUAGAAAUAAGAUUCUUGAAAAUGGUGUUGGACUUUCAACAGGAUCUGACAGUGAAUUAAUAACACAGAUAUUGAGCAUGCCCCCACCAGAAGGUGAGCCACACGGUGCUGAUUGGCUAGGCAGGAUUCGACAUUUGAUGGCAUUGACAUUAACUGCCUAUUCUCUAGUUAUAAUGCAUGACGAUGUGAUAUUUGCAGUCAGAGAUCCAUUUGGAAACAGACCCCUCUGUAUUGGAGAACUUUUGCCUCCAGGAGUUAUACAAGAAUCCAAGCAUGGUGACUUUGAACCAGAAGGAUGGAUAGUAAGCUCGGAAACGUGUGUCUUUCCUUCAGUCAGUGCUAAACUCCAUCGAGAAAUUGAACCAGGAGAAAUUGUUCAGGUGACAAAACAUGGCAUUCGAAGCAUUGGUACUGUCAGCCGACCUGAUAAUAAACCACCUGCAUUAUGUAUAUUUGAAUAUGUGUACUUUGCAAGACCUGACAGUAUUUUAGAAGGACAAAUGGUGUACAUGGUCAGGAAGGAGUGUGGACGACAACUGGCUCUUGAAGCUGCAUUCAAGGCUGAUAUUGUCAGCACAGUACCAGAAUCUGCAACUCCUUCAGCUCUGGGAUUUUCCGAAGUGUCUGGAAUUCCUUAUGCUGAAGUUUUGUGUAAAAAUCGAUAUGUGGGAAGAACUUUUAUUCAACCAAAUCCUUACCUCCGACAGCUAGCUGUUGCUAAGAAGUUUGGUCCACUGUCGGCAAACUUCAGAGGAAAAAAAAUAAUUCUUAUAGAUGACUCCAUUGUUAGAGGAACUACCAUUGGUGCUAUCAUUAGGUUACUAAAAGAGUCAGGAGCUAAAGAGGUUCACAUUCGUAUUGCUUCCCCACCACUUCAUUAUCCAUGUUACAUGGGAAUAAACAUUCCAACAAGAGAAGAACUAAUAGCUAAUGAGUUAAAUGCUGAUCAACUAGCUAAAAAACUUGGUGCCAACAGUCUAGUUUACCUGUCUGUGGGUGGACUUCUCUCAGCGGUACAGCGAGGAAUAUCAAACAAUGGAAAACCUUCUGGCCACUGUACAGCCUGCCUUACAGGAAAAUACCCUGUGGAAUUGGAAUGGUGAAUAAAACAGUUGUUAUAUGUACUGAAAGAUAUUACUUCCUCUAAUCUGUUAGUUUCUCUCUCUCCUGUUGUAUGGCAUUGAUACAAUAGCAGAAAAAAAUAUAACACAAGUUUUGCAUAAUCAGAAGAGUAUUUUAAGUUAUACUAACAUAAAUAUUAUUUAAUGCGUACUUAAAUUAAUUUCUGAUCAUUGUUUGGAUGAGCAGCUGAUUGUGAGUUUUGAAGCCAAAUUAUCAAAUGUCAAAAAAUAUACCUAAUGCUAGCAGAUUUUUAUGCACAAGAGUUUUUUAUUAACAUGUAUGUGCAUUUUUAAAACUAAAUACAUUAAUACUUUAAGAAAAAUAGUGUGUUGUUCUAUAAUUAUACACUAUAGUAUUUAAUCUGAAAUAUCAAUUUGUUUAAUGCUCAAAACUUUCAGUUUACUAUAUAAUUUUAUGAUGAAUGGACGGCCUACUAGAAUAAAGUGUAUAUCUAAAAAUAUGAUUCUCUUUCUCUUUAUUAUACUUGUUUUGAAUGCUAAAGAUUUUGUAAUGAAAAUUGGUUAAAUUUCUCAAGUGACUGAUGGCUGGUUUGUAUGCUUUAGUGUAAUAUGGCUUUCAUGCAGUGUGUGUAUAUAUUAUUACUUUUUUGUUUUUAAGUAACGUAACACUUCAAAAUUUGUUUCAAUUUUGAAUACAAUAAUUUUUUCACAUUUUGAUUUACUAGAUAAGUUACAAGAAGUUAAAAAUGUUAACUGUAUGUUCACC